Messenger RNA from Cyprinus carpio (common carp), 1328 nucleotides. RefSeq names its product intraflagellar transport protein 52 homolog. Gene Ontology annotation, cellular component: cilium; intraciliary transport particle B; centriole. Gene Ontology annotation, biological process: cilium assembly; intraciliary transport. The coding region runs from base 1 to 729 and encodes 242 amino acids. The record is from RefSeq and is a predicted model, not a curated record. The transcript has 9 exons. NCBI's taxonomy places the organism in Eukaryota, Metazoa, Chordata, Actinopteri, Cypriniformes, Cyprinidae.
AUGGAAGAUUCAAAGGUGAAGCUUCUUAAAUGGCUCACCAUCACAGAGCAGCUGACCUCGGAGAAACUCCAAGCAGUCAAGUUAUGGAUCACUGCAGGCCCUCGAGAAAAGUUCACCGCUGCGGACCUGGAGCUUCUCAAGCAGCGUCUGGACAGCGGUGGAGGUCUUCUUGUGAUGCUCCGAGAAGGAGGAGAACUGAAAUACGACACUAAUAUCAACUUCCUUCUGGAAGAGUAUGGCAUUAUGGUUAACAAUGACUACACCAUGCUGCCGGACACAGGAAGUCUGUCCGAGCGUCUGAGGGUGUGUCUGCGGGAGGCAGACGAGAACCCGCCAGAUUUCACGUCUCUAGGCUUUUCAUGUGACGCAACUCAUUCCUGGAUCUUGGCCUACAAAAACACAUCAUCUUUUCUGUGCUCUAUCAAAUCGGUCCUUCAGCCGGCCUUCAGGGACCUUCCCCCACCCAAGCCUGACCUCUCUGACCUCGAUGAGACCUUUCCUUCGGAGAAAGUGAGGCUGGCUCAGCUCUCAAAUAAAUGUACCGAUGAUGAUCUGGAGUUUUAUGUGCGGAAAUCUGGAGACAUCCUAGGAGUGACAGGGAAGCUAGACAAGGACAAAAGAGAUGCCAAGCACAUUCUUGAACACGUCGUCUUCCAGGUGGUGGAGUUUAAGAAGCUCAGUGAAGAGCAUGAUAUCGACACCACAGAGUCACGGUUCAACAUGUACUGAAGCAGGCUGGCCGUGGAUCUCUGGACUUGUUUCAGAGAUGGUUUAUAUACACAGAGUAUGGACACUCAAGCUGGAACCACAUGUGCAAGAAAAGUCAGAUGGAUGCGAGCCAGUCAGCUGAAUCUAAAUGCCAGGUGACUCUCGAGCAGGGGUGUCCAGACCUGUUCCUGGAGGGCCGCUGUCCUGUGUGGAGUUCAGCCCAACCCUCAAUUAAACAGCUAAUACAAGCUCACUACAAACUUACAGGUUAGAGAUAAAAUCUGCUUGACGUUGGCCCUCAGAGACCAGGAUUGGACAUCCCUGUGUCCAAAAGUGCAUUCCAAGGACAGGACAGCAGCAGCAGACAGGCUCCGUUUUAUUCAUUUAGAAAAGAACACAAGAGAAGCAUUUUCACCAGCGGUCUCCGUUAUAUUGCCACUAAAGUAUGGUCACUGCUCACAUUUACUCCGAGAACAAAAUAAAUACACAUUUUGAAACAUGUUAUUGUCGUGUGCAUUAUGAAGCUCACACUUGACCCAACACACAGAGAGACAGAUUCUUUGUAACACUGACGAUGCAAGUCAUUUCAACACUUUAUUUUUUUGAUUAAAUACAUUCUA